AUGAACUGCCUGGAAUUCCUGUGUUCUGUAAACAGAAAUACUGGGCAGUGUUUUGGAUCUCGCGAGGUUUGGCGGUGUGCGCGGGGUUUGGGAGGCCGGUUCCCGGGCCGGGAUGGCGCUCGGCGGCCGGCCCGCCGCUGCUCACCGCAUCGAUCAGCGGCCGCGCACUGGGAUGUCCUGUUGGCGAGGCUGAGCGGGUGGACUUUCGGAGCCCUGCUCUUAACCCAGCCCGUGCUGGAGGGGCUGCGGGAAGCUGGCUUCGAACGGCCUUCCCCGAUCCAGCUGAAGGCCAUCCCGCUGGGGCGGUGCGGGCUCGAUCUGAUUGUGCAAGCCAAGUCUGGAACGGGAAAAACUUGUGUAUUUUCCACUAUUGCAUUGGACUCCCUAAUCCUGGACAACCCAGCAACACAGAUUCUUGUUCUGGCACCCACCAGGGAAAUUGCUGUGCAGAUCCAUUCAGUCAUUACGGCAAUUGGCAUUAAAAUGGAGGGUCUAGAAUGCCAUGUUUUCAUCGGGGGGACUCCACUGAGCCUGGACAAAGUUCGGCUUAAGAAAUGCCACAUUGCAGUUGGAUCUCCAGGUCGCAUUAAGCAGCUGAUUGAGAUCGGCUUUCUGCCAACAGCCAGUAUACGCCUGUUUGUACUGGAUGAAGCGGAUAAGUUGCUGGAGGAGGGCAGCUUUCAGGAACAAAUCAAUUGGAUUUAUUCCUCACUGCCAUCAAACAAACAGAUGUUGGCAUUGUCUGCAACAUACCCAGAGUCACUGGCCAAACACCUAAUGAGGUACAUGAGGGAUCCCAGUUUCGUUCGACUGAAUCCUACGGAUCCAGCUCUCAUUGGACUGAAACAGUUUUAUAAGGUUGUAAAUUUCUACCCACUUCCACACAAAAUAUUUGAGGAGAAAGUGCAACAUUUGCUAGAAUUGUUCAGCAAGAUCCCCUUCAACCAGGCCCUAGUCUUCUCAAAUCUUCACAGCAGAGCCCAGCGUCUUGCAGACAUUCUCACCUCAAGAGGAUUACCUGCAGUUUGUAUUUCAGGUAGCAUGAACCAGAACCAGCGGCUUGAAGCUAUGUCUAAACUAAAACAGUUCAAAUGUCGGGUCCUCAUUUCGACUGACUUGACUUCCAGAGGAAUUGAUGCAGAAAAAGUGAAUUUAGUUGUUAACCUUGAUAUUCCUCAAGACUGGGAGACAUACAUGCAUCGAAUUGGAAGAGCUGGCCGUUUUGGCACUCAAGGUAUAGCUGUGACGUACUGUUGCCGUGGUGAAGAGGAGAAUGAGUUGGGAUUGAUAGCACAGCGUUGUAAUCUUCAGCUUCUGCCUCUCCCUGAUCCAAUUCCAUCAGGGUUACUGGAAGAACCGGUUGACUGGGACAUAAAUGUUAUGAAGGUGCAAGAGGCUGAGAAUUCAUCCCUUGCAACUACACCACCACCUCUUGAAGUAGAAUCUUCACUCACUGCAAAGCAGCAGGCCACAGACCCAGAGCUAUUGUCACUGUCCACAGCUGAACUUGCUGGAAAGAAGCCCACAAACAGAAAAGUUCAGAAAUCAAGGAAGAUCCCAAUUGAGAAAGACCACCAGUGUCUACUCGGGGGAGAUAGAAGGACUCCAGAAGUUGGUGGUGGUUAUGUGCCUGACAAGGACAUCAAAAUGAAAGUGCAGUCAAAUCUCCGAGAUGCCCUGUUCUGUGAUGGGCUCCAGUCAUUAACUAAAGAGCCCAGCAUCACACUUCAAGAGAAGAAGGUUUUGCAAGAAUCACUUCCAAAAAUCUUACCCUUAACAUUGUUUAAGAAGAGACAGAAACGUGAGAAGAGGUUGUUGAAUUUCUUGGAAAUUGUGAAGGACUACGAGAACUUUCUCACUGAACGGAAUGAGAACCCAGUAGAAAUAGUACGGCAGUGGAUGGGUUUCCCUGGUGUCUUGAAGGAGAAAUCGCUGAAUGAAAGUGAAGAUUUGGGAGCCCCUGAGCUGAUAUCUACGGAGCAGAUGUCUCGGGAGCAGAACAGUAAACUGUUUUUAAGUAAAAGGGAUAUGGUAAGUUUGCAUACCUCUCAAAAAUGGACAGAGCCAUCUGGGUUGGAUAGCCAAGAGCCCAGUGAUUCUAAUUCCAGCACAAGCCCCUCCACAAGAAGCAGGACCAGCAGCAGCGAAUCAUCCACUGAGACUGAGGUGCCGGUGGUUGCACAGGUCUCUCAGGAAGACCUGUUAAUGGAAGACCAGAGCCCCAUGACACUGGACUCUCUUCACCCAAAUCCAAAGAGCUUUCCAGAUGGUGCACAUUCUGAUUCUUCCUCCAACCUAUCUUCUAAGAGGCAACUUGAAAGUGAUAAAGGAUCGGGACGUAAAAACACCUGCCCUGGAGGCUGGUCUCCUAAGGGUGAUAUGAAAAGAUCAAAAGGUGAUCCCAAGUUUGGAUCAACCAGAACAGCCAAAGUGUCUAGUGUCACAGAGGCGAGUACCAAGGAUGCAUCAUUCCCUUACAGUGAAAGUGGGCACUUGUGGUCUGCUGACUCUGAAAUUUCACAUGAUUACUGGAAGGCUUAUUAUCAUGCCUGGCGGAGUUACUAUGCUGCUAUUGGCUAUCCUUACUAUGGAAGCUCGGAGAGAAAUUCCGAAUGGCUGAAAGCUUACCAGAUGAACUCUGUGUAUCUUAAGGAACUGUUCAAACCAUAAAUAUUCAGUUUUAUUUGCGAAACUUUUGUACUGCAGCUAAGCUACUACAAUAAAGGUUUUGCCAUGGA
Molecule: messenger RNA, 2738 nt
Organism: Pristis pectinata (smalltooth sawfish)
Lineage: Eukaryota; Metazoa; Chordata; Chondrichthyes; Rhinopristiformes; Pristidae
Gene: ddx20
Product: DEAD (Asp-Glu-Ala-Asp) box polypeptide 20
Exons: 12
Coding region: 1-2670 (889 amino acids)
Biological process (GO): spliceosomal snRNP assembly
Cellular component (GO): SMN complex
Molecular function (GO): ATP binding; RNA binding; RNA helicase activity
Source: RefSeq, a predicted model, not a curated record